GACCCGAUGACCCAUACACCUCACACCGGCCUUGACAAGCGAGAGUGCGAGACUGGAGCACAAAUCGUUUUACCCGAUUAAGCUUCGAUUCUACACUGCUUUUCUGAUCUUGGUUCGCAAGCGGUGAUCGAAAUUCAUUGACUCAAUCUCUGUGGAGCAAAAGCUGCGGCGGACGGAGAUGAAGAAGGAAGAUACAGUCAAGCUAAUCAGCGCCGAGGGCUUCGAAUUCGUGAUUGACAAGGAGGCUGCUAUGGUUUCUCAGACCAUCCGGAACAUGCUCACUUCUCCAGGGGGUUUCGCCGAGACGGAGCACCGGGAAGUGACUUUUCCGGAGAUUAGCACCACCAUUCUCGAGAAGAUCUGCCAGUACUUCUACUGGUCCCUUCAAUACGCAAGGGGGAAGGAGACUGAGUUCCACAUAGAGCCCGAGCUCACUCUGGAAUUAAUGAUGGCUGCGAAUUAUUUGCACACCUGAGGACUCUGCCACCUUGGCAACAACUCCCGGAUGGUUUCAUCACCCGAGGUAUAGAAUCAAGUGCCAUGUCUGGCAUUUCCUUCAGGCAUGGGCGUUUAGUACUCUUGUCAUUUAGCACUAAGAUUGAAAUUGUAACAUUCUAGACACUGGAUUGGUGAAGUCAUUUUAGACUAUAAAUUGUCUGACAAACUUCGACAACAAUAUUAAUGUGUCUGCAUAUAAAUCUGUCUCUGUUUUACACUUUUACUUGGAUUCUUCUAAUUCUGGUGUAAAUACUUGCAGUAUUGUACUAUUGUGUUUUGGUAAUUUGAGAACAAA
Molecule: messenger RNA, 793 nt
Organism: Ipomoea nil (Japanese morning glory)
Lineage: Eukaryota; Viridiplantae; Streptophyta; Magnoliopsida; Solanales; Convolvulaceae
Product: transcription elongation factor B polypeptide 1
Exons: 4
Coding region: 179-475 (98 amino acids)
Biological process (GO): ubiquitin-dependent protein catabolic process
Cellular component (GO): elongin complex
Molecular function (GO): protein-macromolecule adaptor activity
Source: RefSeq, a predicted model, not a curated record